Thalassophryne amazonica is the source of this 3861-nucleotide messenger RNA. It is a transcript of the gene rapsn, whose product is annotated as receptor-associated protein of the synapse, 43kD. Gene Ontology annotation, molecular function: acetylcholine receptor binding; protein-membrane adaptor activity. Gene Ontology annotation, biological process: chemical synaptic transmission. The coding region runs from base 403 to 1662 and encodes 419 amino acids. Gene Ontology annotation, cellular component: synapse. NCBI's taxonomy places the organism in Eukaryota, Metazoa, Chordata, Actinopteri, Batrachoidiformes, Batrachoididae. The record is from RefSeq and is a predicted model, not a curated record. The transcript has 8 exons.
UGGAGGGAGAAGAUAUUCUGGGAUAUCACUGCUAGGACUCCACUGGGAAACGUAUUUCUUUUAGGUUUUUCAAAAUUCUCAGGGAGAAUUUUCAAACCCUUAAUGGUGAGGGGGAAAUCGCUGCAGUGAAAUAUGGAGGAGAUCCUUUCUUGAGCCUCCAAACCUUCACGAAGAGAUUGAUCAUAAUGUUCUUGGUGUAUUGUCAUUUUACGUUGGUGGAUCCAGUUUCUUUUCCAUCUCAGCACAGCCGGGGCGAGGCGGGCGGGAUCUGGUAGGCCUCCUGGCACCGACCUCAGAGGAUCAUCUUCAAGGGAUCUUCUUGGGAGUUGUACUGUGCACGGCAAGGAUUUGUUUUCUUGCUGCCUCACUGCAAUUGCAUGGCUGAUACAAAUUAAUAUUUUUAUGAGGCUCCUCGCAGCAGAGAUGGGCCAGGACCAAACCAAACAGCAGAUCGAGAAGGGCCUUAGGUUGUAUCAGUCAAAUCAGACAGAAAAUGCUCUGCAUGUCUGGACAAAAGUGUUGGAGAGGACAUCAGAUCCUGGAGGGAAGUUUCGAGUUUUGGGGUGCCUGAUCACAGCUCACUCAGAAAUGGGAAAAUACAAGGAUAUGCUAAAGUAUGCCCUUGAUCAAAUUGACACAGCCAGAGUGAUGGAGGACCCAGACUACCUGACAGAAGGCUACCUGAACUUGGCAAGGAGCAACGAAAAGCUAUGUGACUUCCAGAAAACGGUCUCCUACUGCAAAACCUGUUUAAACAUGCAGGGCACUACAGUCAGUCUGCAACUCAAUGGCCAGGUCUGUCUAAGCAUGGGCAAUGCCUUCCUGGGCCUCAGCGUCUUCCAGAAAGCUUUGGAGAGCUACGAGAAAGCUCUACGCUAUGCACAUAAUAACGAUGAUAAGAUGCUUGAGUGCAGAGUCUGCUGCAGCCUGGGAAACAUCUACAUCCAGCUUAAGGACUAUGAGAAAGCCCUGUUCUUCCCCUGCAAAGCAGCUGAGCUUGUCAAUGACUAUGGGAAAGGUUGGAGCCUCAAGUAUCGUGCCAUGAGCCAGUACCACAUGUCUGUAGCCUACAGGAAGCUGGAGCGCCUGCCAGACGCCAUGGAGUGUUGUGAGGAAUCUAUGAAGAUUGCGUUGCAGCAUGGCGACCGUCCCCUGCAGGCUCUUUGCUUACUAAACUUUGCAGACAUACACCGGUGCAGGCAGGAUGUUGAUAAAGCAUUCCCGCGCUACGAGUCUGCACUGGCCAUCAUGACUGAGAUUGGAAAUCGAGUUGGACAAGCACAAGUCUACUUGGGAGUUGCAAAGUGUUGGCUUCUGCAGAAAGAAUUUGACAAGGCUCUAGAUUCUUUGCAGAGAGCACAGGUGUUGGCAGAUGGAAUGGGCAACAAGCUGUGCACACUCAAGGUCCACUGCCUGAGAGAGGGGAUUUACCGAAGCCGGGGGCAGCAAGAGGAGCUCAGGGAGCAGGUGGUGAAGUUCCUGGAGUGUGUGGAGGAGUUGGAGCUCUACUGCGGCAUGUGUGGCGAGUCCAUUGGGGACAGGGACCAAAAGCUGCAGGCUUUGCCCUGUUCCCACAUUUUUCAUCUCAAGUGUCUGCAGACAAACGGGACAAAGGGUUGUCCAAAAUGUUUCAAGUCCUCCAUGAAGCCCGGGUUUGUGUGAUGGAUGACUGCAUUUGUGCAUUGGAUCUGCAAGACACAGCGUGAAGCUCCACCUUCAGCCACCUGCCUGAACUGAGCGAAGCCGGCAGCCUCUGAUGGCAUUUCAGCAGUUAAGAUUCACUGCUCUGCACAGAAGAUGCCGGACAGAACCACGCGCCCGAGUGAAGCUCUGAGGAGACGAUCAGGGCCUCCAUCUUAUUUACAGACAUGGGUCUGUGAGUGACAGCUGACUGAGGAGGCACAAGUAGCAGGGUUACAUUUCAGUAUAAACUGCAGAGGAUAUCCUAUAUUUUCUCUGAUCGCUGGCCAAUAACCACGGAAGAGACACACACGGACCUGUGCAAGGAGAAUUUCUAACCACUGCUUGUAAUUACAUGCCUUAGAUUUGUACUACGCCGCAAGAGUGAGAUAGAGGAAAGUAUUUUACGGGACAUUUGAUGACAUCUCACAUACUUUGAACAUUACAUCCACUGUUAUUUUUUAUGCCAUUUUCCAGAAGAACCUAAUAGGACUGCUGCCAGUCUGAUUUCAUAUGUUUCUCAUUGUACUCAUGUACAUAUAUUGUUAAUACAUUUUAAAAGUUUGGUUUAUUUGUAGUAUUUGUAAAUGCUAUAACUAAAACCUCUUAACACUUUUUAAAACUAAUAAGUCUUUACUGCUGCUCAGCACAUACACACAUCUGUCUUUUCCUCAUUCAGAGAGGAUCAGCACAUUCUUACAACUUUCCUUUGUAUUUAUUUAUUUAAUUUUUUUUUUUAGAGAUGCUUUAACCGCCUAGUUUUGUUGUAGAUAAGAACAAAGACUGAUGGGAAAUUCUAACCAGAAAGUAACAUCGGACCCAUCACUUACUAAUUCUGUAAAUAAAAAUGAAAUUUCAGUGAUCAGUUUGAGAUUAUUCAGUGAAACAAACAGUAAAAUUUCAGUACUAAGUUUGAAUCAACACUUUGGUUGUUGCACAGUUUAUGUGUAAUACUAAGAAGCAAAAAUAAUUUAUUGAUGGCAUGUUUCCAGGUUACUGCAUAUUUAUGUAUUUUACACAUUUGUUAUUGUAGUUUUUUUAUCAUAAGUCCUUUCUUCCCCUUUUAUAUCCAAACCUCAUACAGUAAACUAGGGCACUAAAAAUUAGGUAUUUUUGUAAUAAAUAAAUAUAAAUUUCAUAAACAAACCUGACCAAUUAAAAUGAGACAUCUCAAAGAUUUUUCCAUAUAUAACACUUCGAAGAUGCUUUUACCUAACAAGGUAAUAGUACAUGUGGGCAUGAAAACAAUAUGGCAUGGAAAUCCCUUGACCGUCUGCAAAAUUAAAUCUUGAAGGGCAAUUUUUGGGGUAAGACUUAAUUUACAUAGUAGCUUUGGUAGAAAUCAGCAAAAGGACCUAAGAGGAGAAGGCAACAAACAGUCAGAAUUUUGACACCACCUUUGUCAAAUUUGAUCUCACCUGGGUUAUUCCACAAUGCACCUCCAUAUGUGUGCCUGGUGCAAAUCAAAUUGAAAAACUUAAAUUUUGACCUCGGGCCCUAAUGACUUUAAGGGCAGGUCUGGAGUUGAACGUCCUCCAUUUAGUAUUUUGGUGGAAUCAGAAUAAGUACCUGGAAAAAGUAGGGAACGGACAGACAAAAGUUUCUAAAAUUACAGUGUAAUUACACGUGGGUUCAAUUUGGUAAAGUUCUUUUAUUAGACAUUUAUUCAGAAAAAGGGAGCCCCUUCAGCUUUUCCCUUUUUCACUCGAGGUCACCACAGCAGAUCUGAGAUGGCUCUGCAUUCGGAAAACAGGAUAAAUAAUAUAAGGCACUGUUGGGACAAAUUUUCAACUAAACUACUAUCCCUGGUUAAAAUUUUUAAUAGAACCAAUGUGUACCGUUUGUCAUCUCUGGCAAAAAGGAGGCACACAGAGGUUCUUAAUAACACCAGUAAACAUAAGCAUGCUUUUGCUUAAAAAAAUUUUUUUGAUUCGACUUCACCUCUGAGCGACUUCUCGUUCCUUGUGCAUUACCUGUGUUAUGUCAAUAAAUGCAUUAACUCACAGUUACGCAAAACAGUUUAUGCUUAAAUAUUAGAUUUUUUUUUAGUUCUGUGUACAUUGAAAAUGAACUAUUUUUGUCAUAUGUAACGCAUCUUCAACAGUUUAAACUACCUCUGUUUGUGCAUCAAUGCUAUGCCCUCCUCAGAUGAUCAAUGCAGUAAUAAAGGAGAAUUUGACU